AUGAAGAUCGCCAUCCAGUCGCCCGAGAUCGCCUCGGUGUCGCUGCACAAGAGCAUUCCCACCCAUCUCCAUCUCUACGUGCUCCCCUUCCUCUCGCUCUACCCUGUCUGGGCCUAUGCCUACUUCUUGAAGUACGACGAGUGGGUCAAGUCCGAAGAGUGGACCUUUGUCUUUACGGUCCUUCUCGUCUCUGGUCACGCGCUUAGCUUCCUCGUCACAAAAUGGAGCAUUGCCGCCAAGGUGCUCACCACCUGCGUCAAUGCCAAGGGUCUCGAGGAUGCCGAGCUCGUCCGAAUCCACCCUCUCAUGCACAAGGGCGAAGGCGCCAUCGUCUCGCUCGAUCGUGUAGAGCGACCCAACCUCCCCAUCGAAAUCUCGUUCACCUACCAAGCCGACAAGUAUAUCCUCGCUACUCCUGACGCCUCCGCUGCACCUACCGACAUCUUUGUCUCACCGCUUAUCAAGGAACCCACCUUCCGUCGUCUGCCCUACCCUGCCGACGCAAAGCCGCCACUGUCGCAAUUCCAGUCCUACCGUGGCUUCAAAUCCGAGAAGGAUGUCGAGCUUGCCCUCGGCACCUUUGGCAAGAAUGAGCUCGAUAUUCCCAAGCCCAAGUUCGUUGACCUCUUCCUCGAACAUGCCGUCGCUCCCUUCUUCGUCUUCCAGGUGUUCUGCGUCGGUCUCUGGAUGCUCGACGAAUACUGGUACUACUCGCUCUUCACACUCUUCAUGCUCGUCGUGUUCGAGUGCACCGUCGUCUUCCAGAGAUUGCGCACACUGAGCGAAUUCAGGACCAUGUCGAUCCAGCCUUACAAGAUCUGGGUCUAUCGAGCCGGCAAGUGGACCGAGAUGAUGACCUCGGACCUCCUCCCCGGCGAUCUCGUGUCGAUCGAUCGCUCCAAGGAAGACUCGGCCACUCCCUGCGACUUGCUGCUUGUUGCCGGCUCGACCAUCGUCAACGAGGCCAUGCUUUCGGGUGAGAGUACUCCUUUGCUCAAGGAAAACAUUGAGCUGCGCGACAGCAAGGACAUCCUCGACGUCAACGGCGCCGACCGCAACAACGUCGUCUUUGGUGGCACAAAGGUGCUCCAGACCACCGCACCUGAAGCCGACAGCAGCUACGCCAAGAUUCGCGCUCCCGACAAUGGCGCUCUCGGCGUCGUCCUCCGCACCGGUUUCGGAACCUCGCAGGGUCAGCUCAUCCGUCUCAUGGUCUUCCAGAACGAGUCCCGCGUCACCGCAAACAACCUCGAAAGCUUCGUGUUCAUCGGUUUCCUUCUCAUCUUUGCCAUCGCUGCCAGUGGAUACGUGUGGGUACGCGGUACCGAGAUGGAACGACCCAAGGGCAAGCUGUUGCUCGACUGCGUGCUCAUCAUCACCUCGGUGGUGCCGCCCGAGCUGCCUAUGGAGCUAUCCAUGGCCGUCAACGCUUCGCUCAUGGCCUUGGCCAAGUAUGCCAUCUUCUGUACCGAGCCUUUCCGCAUUCCUUAUGCUGGUCGCGUCGAUGUCUGCUGCUUUGACAAGACAGGUACCAUUACGGGCGAGGAUCUCGAGGUGCAAGGUGUGGUCAACUGCUCGCCCAGCGGCGACUCGCCGUUGAUUCCGCUCAAGGAAGCUUCCGCCGAGACGACGUUGACGCUUGCUUCCGCGCACGCCCUCGUGUUGCUUGAGGACGGUCUUGUCGGAGACCCGAUGGAGAAGACGACCCUGGAAGCUAUGGACUGGAAGCUCAACAAGGGCGACAUGCUGACUCCUACCGAUCCCAAGGCCGGCCCACACCGAUUUGGCGUUCAGGUCCGCCGUCGAUUCCAGUUCUCGUCUGCACUCAAACGUAUGUCGACCGUCAACCAUGUUAUCGACCAGACCGGUAACCGCCGUGUCAUGAUCGCAGUCAAAGGUGCACCCGAGACACUCAAGACCAUGUUUGCUCAGCUUCCCGCCCACUACGACGAGACAUACAAGGGUUUCACCCGCCGUGGAUCGCGUGUGCUCGCGCUCGGGUACCGCUUCGUCGACAAUGUCUCGGCCAACGACACCAACGCCAUCAACGCUUUGCAGAGAGACCAGGUGGAAGCGGACCUCAAGUUUGCCGGGUUCCUCGUCUUCCACUGCCCUCUCAAGCCGGACGCUAUCGAGUCGCUCAAGCAGCUCAACGACUCUUCGCACCGCUGCAUCAUGAUCACGGGAGACAACCCGCUGACCGCUGUGCACGUUGCUACCCAGGUUGAGAUUGUGGACCGCCAGACGCUGAUUUUGGAUGUUCGCGAGGGCGCUUCGUCGGAGCAAGAUCUGGUUUGGCGAUCGGUUGACGAGGUGGUCAUCAUCCCCAUCAAAGCAUCUGAGCCCAUCGACACCAAGCUCUUCGACCAAUACGACAUCUGCAUCACGGGCGUGGCCAUGAAGCAGUAUCAGGACAACGCCGUCGCGUGGAACCAGCUCGUCCAGAACACUUGGGUCUACGCGCGUGUCUCUCCCUCGCAGAAGGAGUUCAUCCUCAACUCGCUCAAGUCGCUCGGCUACAUCACGCUCAUGGCCGGAGACGGUACGAACGACGUCGGCGCGCUGAAAGCGGCCAACAUCGGCGUUGCUCUUCUCGACGGAACUCAGGAGGAUUUGGUUAAGAUCGCAGAGCAUCAGAAGAUGGAGCGCAUGAAGAAGGUGUACGAAUCGCAGCUGUCGCUGACGGCGCGAUUCGGACAGCCGCCUCCGCCCGUCCCACCGAUGCUGAAGGACAAGUUCCCCGAACUCGAGAAGGCGAGGGACGAAGCGCUGGCCAAGAUGAACACCGCACGGACCACGGACAAGAAGGCCAAGUUUGAUUUGUCGGCGAUCACGUCUUCGAUGGCGGACGCGGAUAUCGACGAUGGACCGCCGCAGAUUCGACUGGGAGAUGCGUCUGUUGCAGCGCCGUUUACGUCCAAGCUGUCCAACGUUUCGUCGAUCAUUGCCAUCAUUCGACAGGGCAGGUGUACCUUGGUGGCGACGAUCCAGAUGUACAAGAUCCUGGCGUUGAAUUGUCUGAUCCAGGCGUACUCGUUGUCAGUGUUGUAUCUGGAUGGGAUCAAGUUUGGAGAUUACCAGGUGACCAUCUCCGGUAUGUUGGCGUCGGUGUGCUUCUUGUGCAUUUCUCGAGGACAGCCUAUCGAGAAGUUGUCCAAGGAGAGACCGGUUGCCAACAUUCUCAACGCUUACGUGUUUGGAUCGAUCCUGACGCAGACGGCGUUGCACAUUGGAAGCAUGUACUACAUCCAAUCGCUUUCGGUGCAGUACGAGUCGUUGGAUGAGGUCAUCGAUCUGGAAGCCAAGUUCUCCCCGUCCUUGCUCAACACAGGAGUGUACCUUCUCGGUCUCAGUCAGACGAUUUCCACCUUUGCGGUCAACUACAUCGGACGACCCUGGAGGGAAUCCAUCAGAGAGAACAAGUACCUCUACUACGGACUGGUCAGUGUAGGCGGUAUCGCGAUCGCGGGAGCUACGGAGUUCAUGCCAGAGCUGAACGAGUGGUUGCAGCUGGUCAAGAUGCAGAGUGGAUACCAGGUGAGGCUGGUGGCGGUGAUGACGGUGGACUUCUUGGGAAGCUAUGUGCUGGAGAGCUUUUGGUCGUUGUUCGCGGAUGUCAAGCCGAAGGAGUUGGUGACGAGGGGAUCGGAGAGGAGGAUCGAGAGGAGGAAGAGGGAGACGGUGGAGAAGAGGAUCGAGGAGGAGAAGCAGGCGGAGAAGAAGGAUCUGUAA
Messenger RNA from Pseudozyma hubeiensis SY62, 3732 nucleotides. RefSeq lists its product as hypothetical. The record is from RefSeq and is a predicted model, not a curated record. Gene Ontology annotation, biological process: intracellular calcium ion homeostasis. Bases 1 to 3732 code for a protein of 1243 amino acids. Gene Ontology annotation, cellular component: endoplasmic reticulum membrane. Gene Ontology annotation, molecular function: P-type ion transporter activity; ATP binding; ATP hydrolysis activity. The transcript has a single exon. Lineage: Eukaryota; Fungi; Basidiomycota; Ustilaginomycetes; Ustilaginales; Ustilaginaceae.